AUGUCACUCGAGGUCAUCUACGUGACACGGCAUGGCUUCAGGUCCAAUUGGCUCGUGGACGCCUCUGGCAACUACUCGUCCUACCUCAAGUCACCUACCGGCAUCGCCACUGAUCCAGCCUUGACAUCACAUGGCGUGGAGCAGGCCCAUGAGCUGGCAGCCCACCUGAUAAACAUUGAUCCGCCCGUCGAACGGGUCUAUUCCAGUCCCUACUAUCGCUGCCUGCAGACGGUCGAGCCCUUUGUUAGCCUGUGGGCCCGCUCUGCCAGAUCAGAUGCCGCCAACAAGCCCGCCAUCCUGGGCGAGACUGGCCUGUCCGAGUGGUAUGGCUCUGCAUCAUUCGAGCACCCAACCUCUGCCAGCAGCGACACGCUGGCUGAGCUGUUCCCGGCCUUUGACAGGUCCUAUGCUCCGGCAGUGGCGCCCUCGAGAAACGGCGAGUCCAUCUCUCAGCUUCACGACCGCGUUGCCUCGACCAUGGACGCCCUCAUACGGCGAUGCGACGAGGCCGGGGUGCGGGCUGUUCUGCUUUGCUCACACGCCGCUACUGUCAUCGCCCUGGGCCGAGUCCUGACCGGAAAUAUGCCUGACAACGUCGAGACUGAGGACUUCCGGGCCUUUACCUGCGGCCUGUCCGUAUUCAGGAGGCGCUUAGCUGCAACAUGCGAUGGGGAUUCUGCCGCGUCCGCCCCGGGUGUUCGCGCGCCGACUCCACAAACUACUGCAAGCCCCGAUAAUUACAGUAAGAGCCAGGCAGAUCCUUUUUCAGCACAGGUCGAUUGGAAGGACGGGAGAGGAGUUGGAGGAGGGUGGCUCUGUGAAGUGAAUGGAGAUUGCAGCUUUCUCUCCGGGGGUGAGGAGAGGGGAUGGCGCUUCUCUGGAGAUGAGUCUUUCGCCAACGCCGGCCAAGGUGGCUCGCAGCAAGACGCAGGGGUCGAGCUCGGCGUCGUUGUCGAGGGGAGGAGUCGCAACCCCAGAUUGUAA
Diaporthe batatas is the source of this 984-nucleotide messenger RNA. RefSeq lists its product as uncharacterized. Lineage: Eukaryota; Fungi; Ascomycota; Sordariomycetes; Diaporthales; Diaporthaceae. The transcript has 3 exons. The record is from RefSeq and is a predicted model, not a curated record. The coding region runs from base 1 to 984 and encodes 327 amino acids.